Messenger RNA from Arachis duranensis, 1241 nucleotides. RefSeq lists its product as uncharacterized. Bases 274 to 1035 code for a protein of 253 amino acids. The record is from RefSeq and is a predicted model, not a curated record. NCBI's taxonomy places the organism in Eukaryota, Viridiplantae, Streptophyta, Magnoliopsida, Fabales, Fabaceae. The transcript is spliced from 4 exons.
AAUCAGGGGGUUGUUGAUUCCUCAUUUCCUUGUGACAUGUACUCUUCUUGGGAGAGAAGCAAUUCAGUCACAGCGUCUCUCUCUCUCUCUCUCUCUCUCUCUCUCUCUGAAUGUCCUUUUUUGCAUAUAUAAAAAUGGGUUCUCACUUCUCUCACUGUGUUCUCCAUGAUUGUGUAGCUUGAGCAUUUUCCCAUUUGGGGCUUUAAAAAAGCAUCUCGAUUUUACUUGAGCUUCUGUCAGCACACAGGAGCCUACUUCCCGAUUCGCGCUACCAUGUCACUACUGAAUAAACUACGGUGUGUCACCAUAGAUGUUACGGGUACCCUAAUGGCUUACAAGGGAGAGCUUGGUGACUACUAUUGCAUGGCAGCCAAGGCAGUUGGCUAUCCAUGCCCGGAUUACAAACGUGUGCACGAGGGCUUUAAGCUUGCCUAUAAGGACAUGGCAAAGAAGUAUCCAUGUUUCGGUUAUGCAGCCAAAAUGCCAAACAUUGUGUGGUGGAAAACUUGCGUGCGAGAUUCUUUUGUGAGGGCUGGAUAUGAAUAUGAUGAGGAGACAUUUGAGAAAAUUUUCAGACGCAUAUAUGCGGCCUUCGGUUCUUCGGCCCCAUACACCGUCUUCCCUGACUCCCAACCAUUUCUUAGAUGGCUUCGAGGAAAAGGCAUAACCGUCGGCAUUGUCAGCAACGCAGAGUAUCGAUAUCAGGAUGUGAUUCUUCCAGCUCUGGGUAUAAACCAGAAUUCUGAGUGGGACUUUGGUGUGUUUUCCGGUCUGGAAGGCGUGGAGAAGCCGAACCCAAAAAUCUAUGAGAUUGCACUGGAGAGGGCUGGAAACAUUGCACCUCAAGAAGCUUUACAUAUUGGUGACAGCAUGCGCAAAGACUAUGAGCCGGCUAAGAGCAUAGGGAUGCAAGCCCUGUUGUUGGAUAGAUUUAAGACACCGGAUGCCGUGGAGUGGAGGAAAGCCGGUGCAGUUGUCCUCCCUGAUUUGGUGGCCACGCAGGAAUGGCUAUCGUUGGAGAAGUCGGCUUGCUAGGGAGUAGAGGAGUCUCUGACUUUGCUAAAGUGAACCAUUUGUGUUUCAUUUCCCCCCCUCUGAUUGGGUGUCAUAUUUGCUUCAUUGCUUGUGCAGCUGAAUGUUGCACUAGAGAACCAUACCUGAGGACCUGAUACUGAUGGCAAAGAGCUAUGUUUUUAUGUAGCUUGGUUAUAACUUAAAAAAAAAUUAGAAAUUUGUUCAAA